GAACACCUUUUGGCUGCCCGCUGCCCAGACACACCUGCAGCCCUGCCUAGCCAGCUCUCCUCACCCGCGCUCAUAAAUGCCACAGACAUGAACCAGCCCAGGCCCCGCUACGUGGUAGACAGAGCUGCGUACUCUCUCACCAUCUUCGAUGAUGAGUUUGAGAAGAAGGACCGGGCGUACCCUGUGGGAGAGAAAAUUCGCCAUGCCUUCAGGUGCUCUUCAGCCAAGGUCAAAGCUGUGGUGUUUGGGUUGUUGCCUGUGCUCUCCUGGCUUCCCAAAUACAAGAUCAAAGACUAUAUCAUACCUGACAUGCUUGGUGGACUCAGUGGGGGAUGCAUCCAGGUGCCACAAGGCAUGGCAUUUGCUCUGCUAGCCAACCUUCCUGCAGUCAAUGGCCUCUACUCCUCCUUCUUCCCCCUCCUAACCUACUUCUUCCUGGGGGGUAUACACCAGAUGGUACCAGGUACCUUUGCCGUUAUCAGCAUCCUGGUGGGUAACAUCUGUCUGCAGCUGGCCCCAGAGUCAAAAUUCCGGGUCUUCAACAAUGCCACCAAUGAGAGCUAUGUGGACACAGCAGCCAUGGAGGCAGACAGGCUGCACGUGUCAGCAACACUUGCCUGCCUGACUGCCAUCAUCCAGAUGGGCCUGGGUUUCAUUCAAUUUGGCUUUGUAGCCAUCUACCUGUCUGAGUCCUUCAUCCGGGGUUUCAUGACAGCUGCUGGCCUGCAGAUCCUGAUCUCAGUGCUCAAGUACAUCUUCGGCAUGACCAUCCCCUCCUACACAGGUCCAGGGGCCAUCAUCUUAACCUUCAUUGACAUUUGCAAAAGUCUCCCCCACACCAACAUCGCCUCGCUCAUCUUCGCCCUCAUCAGCGGUGUCUUCCUGGUGCUGGUGAAGGAGCUCAAUGCUCGCUACAUGCACAAGAUCCGUUUCCCCAUCCCUACGGAGAUGAUUGUGGUGGUGGUAGCAACAGCUAUCUCCGGAAGCUUUAAGAUGCCCAAAAAGUAUCACAUGCAGAUCGUGGGAGAGAUCCAACGUGGGUUCCCCACUCCGGUGUUGCCCGUGGUGUCACAGUGGAAGGACAUGGUGGGCACAGCCUUCUCCCUGGCCAUUGUGGGCUACGUCAUCAACCUAGCUAUGGGCCGGACCCUGGCCAGCAAACACGGCUAUGGAGUGGAUUCUAACCAGGAGAUGAUUGCUCUGGGCUGCAGCAACUUCUUUGGCUCCUUCUUUAAAAUCCAUGUCAUUUGCUGUGCUCUGUCUGUCACUCUGGCUGUGGAUGGAGCAGGAGGAAAAUCCCAGGUAGCGAGCCUGUGCGUGUCUCUAGUGGUGAUGAUCACCAUGCUGGUCCUGGGGUCCUAUCUGUACCCUCUCCCCAAGGCUGUGCUGGGAGCCCUGAUAGCUGUCAACCUUAAGAACUCCCUCAAGCAACUCGCUGACCCCUACUACCUGUGGAGGAAGAGCAAGCUGGACUGUUGUAUCUGGGUGGUGAGCUUCCUCUCCUCCUUCUUCCUGAGCCUGCCCUAUGGUGUGGCAGUGGGUGUCGCCUUCUCCGUCCUGGUUGUGGUCUUCCAGACCCAGUUUCGAAAUGGCUAUGCUCUGGCUCAGGUCAUGGACACCGACAUCUAUGUGAAUCCCAAGACCUACAGUAGGGUCCAGGAAAUUGAAGGGAUUAAAAUCGUCACUUACUGCUCUCCUCUCUACUUUGCCAACUCAGAGAUCUUCAGGCAAAAGAUCAUUGCCAAGACAGGUAUGGAUCCCCAGAAAGUGUUACUUGCCAAGCAGAAAUGCCUCAGGAAGCAGGAGAAGAGAGCAGCGCCCACACAGCAGAGGAAGUCUCUCUUCAUGAAAACCAAGACUGUCUCCCUGCAGGAACUGCAGCAGGACUUUGAGACCCCCUCCCCAAUCGACCCCAACAAUAACCAAACACCUGCGAAUGGCGCCGGCAUCUCCUAUAUCACCUUCAGCCCCAACACCUCCUCAGCCACCCCGUGUGAGCCCCCCGCCUCUGCUGAGUCCCUCAGUGAGCCCAGUGACACUCUGGCCAGUGUCCCGCCCUUUGUCACCUUCCAUACCCUCAUCCUUGACAUGAGUGGAGUCAGCUUUGUGGACUUGAUGGGCAUCAAAGCCCUGGCCAAGCUAAGCUCCACCUAUGCGAAGAUCGGAGUCAAGGUCUUCUUGGUGAACAUCCAUGCCCAGGUGUACAAUGACAUCCGCUCCGGAGGUGUCUUCGAGGAUGGAUGUGUAGAGCACAACCAUGUGUUUCCCAGCAUUCAUGAUGCAGUCCUCUUUGCCCAGGCAAAUGCCAGAGAAGUGGCCCCAGGACACAGCUUCCAAGGGGCUGCAGGAGACACUGAGCUCUCUUUAUACGAUUCAGAGGAGGACAGCCCCAGCUAUUGGGACUUAGAACAGGAGAUGUUUGGGAGCAUGUUUCAUACAGAGACCCUGACUGCCUUAUGA
This is a messenger RNA of Castor canadensis (American beaver), 2460 nucleotides long. RefSeq names its product solute carrier family 26 member 9 (gene Slc26a9). NCBI's taxonomy places the organism in Eukaryota, Metazoa, Chordata, Mammalia, Rodentia, Castoridae. Gene Ontology annotation, biological process: transmembrane transport. Gene Ontology annotation, cellular component: membrane. The record is from RefSeq and is a predicted model, not a curated record.